AUUCGUUCUGAUCGGUUGCGGCUGCCAUAACGUUACUGUCGCAAAGCCCGAGUGUCGUGAAUACUGGCCGCCCACUGAAGAUGGCGGCGGAGCUGCAUCCGCGGAGCGGAAAGCUGAUCGGCCUGUCCAACUCGAACCGAACCGCCCGGCGCAACCAGCCAGUGCAGGAGUUCAACCAUGGGCUGGUGCUUAGUAAGGAGCCGCUGAGGGACCGAGAUGUCUUCACCGUCCGUAUUGACAAGAAGGUGAACUCUUGGAGCGGUUCCAUUGAGAUUGGCGUGACGGCACUGGACCCUGCCGUGUUGGACUUCCCCAGCAGCGCUACAGGCCUUAAGGGCGGCUCCUGGAUCGUGUCAGGCUGCUCGGUGCUACGUGACGGCCGCUCAGUCCUGGAGGAGUACGGCCGCGACCUCGACCAACUAGCCGAGGGCGACCGGGUGGGCAUUCAGCGCAGCUCCCGCGGGGAGCUCCAUCUCUGGGUCAAUGGGCAGGACUGCGGUGCGGCCGCCAGCGGCUUGCCGUCUAAACUCUGGGCGGUGGUGGACCUGUAUGGCAAGUGCACUCAAGUGACAGUGGUGAGCUGUGAGCCGCCGCCGCCGUCCUCAGCGGAGAAAGAGACAAUAGAGCGAGUGGAGGAGGAGGAGGCGGAGGAGGAAGAGGAGGAGGAGGUGGUGGUGUGUGGGGGUCGGGAGGAUGCGGGGAUCACGGCACUGAUGAAUGUGGCAGCAAUGAAUGGAAUGAUGAAUGGAGAUGAAGUGCCUGAGCUCAGCUGCAGUCACAGCAGACCAGACAAGUUCCCCAACAGCUUGGAGCCUGACACAGUUCUGACAGAGCACCAGCUCUUUGACGUGUUCAACAACGCAAUAGUAUCAUUUUAUCGCUCUGAGGAUGAGGGCGGAGGGGAGGACGGUGGAGGCGGAGGAGGAGCCGGAGGUGGCGGAGGAGGAACUGCAGGAAGCGACUCUUCUUCCAGAAAUGACAGGGGGAGCAGCAGCAGUGGAGGAGGUGCAGCCAACAGCGACAGUGGAAUAGCAACAACAGGGGGUGGAGGGAGCAGAGGAGGAGGAGGAGGAGGUGGAGCUAGCAGUGCUGGAGAAGGCGGAAACUCGAACAACAGUCCUGCCGGUAAUGGAGGGACCGGGACAGGGGUUGUGACGGGUGGGCUGACCACCAACGACGCGCUGCUCUUUCACGAGAAAUGUGGCACUUUGAUCAAACUGAGCAACAACAACAAGACGGCGGAGCGGAGGAGACCGCUGGACGAAUUCAAUAACGGCGUGGUGAUGACCAACCGGCCGCUCCGACACAACGAGAUGUUUGAGAUCCGCAUUGAUAAGCUAGUGGACAAGUGGUCAGGCUCAAUAGAGAUUGGCGUGACGACACACAAUCCUAACAAUCUGGACUAUCCUGCAACUAUGACCAAUCUGCGCUCAGGUACAAUCAUGAUGAGUGGCUGUGGGAUACUGACCAAUGGGAAGGGAACCCGCAGGGAAUACUGUGAAUUCAGCCUAGAUGAACUUCAGGAGGGAGAUCACAUAGGCUUGAUGCGCAAAGCCAGUGGAGCGCUCCAUUUCUACAUCAAUGGCAUCGACCAAGGUGUUGCAGCAGCCCAGACACCCGGCGUGGUCUACGGUGUGGUCGACCUCUACGGCAUGGCCGUCAAAGUCACAAUAGUCCACAACCACAACCACAGCGACCGCCUCAGACGCAACAACGCCAUCAUGAGGGCUCUAUCGCCGGAUGUCGGCAGGCCCAGGUCGGCUCUCUCCCUCACCCCGGACACAGAGUGCCCCGACCGGCUGCUCUUCCAUGCCAACUGUGGCCAGAAGGCUGCCAUCAUAAGUGACGGCAGGACGGCAUUGCGGCCACAUGCGACUGACGACUUCAACCACGGUGUGGUCCUGAGCAACCGGCCGCUGCGCUCCAAUGAGGUGUUCCAGGUUCGCAUCGACAAGAUGGUGGACAAGUGGGCAGGCUCCAUUGAAAUCGGCGUCACAACGCACAACCCUGCCUACCUGCAGCUGCCCUCCACUAUGACCAACCUGCGCUCAGGGACGUGGAUGAUGACAGGAAACGGCGUAAUGCACAACGGAACAACAAUCCUGGACGAGUACGGACACAACCUGGACCGGCUCAAGGCAGGUGACACGGUAGGUGUAGUGCGGAAAGAAGACGGCAGCCUCCACUUCUUCGUAAACGGCGUGGCUCAGGGCCCGGCAGCCUGGAACGUCCCUCCCAGUGUUUACGCCGUCGUCGACCUCUAUGGCCAAGCUGCUCAGGCCACCAUCAUGGACGACAUGGUGGACCUCCCCCCUCUCCCAGAGGACAGCUCAGAGGGCCCCACAGCCAUGUCCCCCGGGAGCCCCUGUUCAGUAGGUGGGACCAGCUCUACCAACGACCUGCGUUUCCACCAGCUCCACGGCACCAACGCAGUCAUCACCAAUGGAGGGCGCACCGCCCUGCGCCAGAACUGUCGCAGCGAGUUCAACGAUGCCAUUGUCAUUUCCAACAGGUGCCUUCGAGAUGGAGAGCUGUUUGAAAUUGUUAUUCAGAAGAUGGUGGACCGCUGGUCGGGUUCAAUAGAGGCAGUGACGUCCUCUGUGUGUGCAGGAGUGACGGCAAUCAGGCCAGAUGAGCUUGAGUUUCCCAACACUAUGACUGAUAUUGACUACGACACCUGGAUGCUCAGUGGAACAGCCAUCAUGCAAGAUGGCAACACGAUGCGCAACAACUACGGUUGUGACCUGGACUCCCUGACCACAGGCUCACGCAUAGGCAUGAUGCGCUCAGCCAGCGGCGACCUCCACUACUACAUCAAUGGCGUGGACCAAGGCAUCGCCUGCUCCGGUCUGCCACCAGAGGUGUACGCUGUGAUCGACCUGUAUGGUCAGUGUGUUCAGGUGUCCAUCACCAGCUCCUCAGGCCCGCUGGACAACAGCCUGUGCACCAGCAACAUCACUGAGAAGAGCUUUCCAAUCCACUCGCCAGCAGCAGGUGUUGCCCAUCGGUUACACAGUAAACACGGUAAGAACGUGGUGCUGCUCGGCGAGGGCUGCCAGGCCGUCAGAGUUGGAGGUUACGCUCACGGCAUCGUAUUCAGCGCAAAGGAGCUCAAAGCAGACGAGCUGUUUGAGGUGAGGAUUGAUGAAGUGGAUGAGCAGUGGUGCGGUUCGCUGCAUAUCGGUCUGACCACGCUGGCACCCCCUGAGCUGCCAUCCUGCCCGCUAUCCGGUCUCUCCCCCUCCCUCCCGCAGCUUCGCACCAAGGUCACCUGGCUGCUCUGCGGCUCCGAGGUCCGUCGCAACGGUGUGCUGCAGCGCCAGAACUACUGCUGCUCGCUGGACCGGCUGACGGUUGGCAACCGUGUGGGUGUGAAAAGGUGCAGUGACGACACCAUGCACAUCUUCAUCGAUGGAGAGGACAUGGGACCUGCAGCGACUGCAGUAGCCAAGAAUGUGUAUGCAGUUUUGGACCUGUACGGGCGGAUAACAGCCGUGUCCAUCGUGAGCUCCUCGCUGAUGGAGGAUACGGAAAGCGUGAAGGCGCCCUCGCUCUCCUCAGACAGCUGCAGCGAAGGAGAGGAGGAGGGGACCCCCGUCAGAGAGGUUGAGGCAGAGCCGUGUGCGGUGGUGCCCACCGUCAUGGCAUUCCUGGAAAACCACGGCAAAAACAUCCAGCUGUCCAACCAGAACCUGACGGCAGCCAGAGUAUGCAGCUACAACCAGGGGCUGCUGGUCACCGCCCAGCCGCUGGCUCGCCAGCAGCUGUUUCAGUUUCAGAUCGACCGUCUGAACCCGUCGUGGACGUCAUCGCUGUCGUUAGGGGUGAUAGGUCACUCCCCCGACCGGCUCAACUUCCCCUCCACAGCGUGCUGUCUGAAACGCUCCGCCUGGCUGCUGCAGAGGGACUCUGUCUUCCACAACUCCCUGAAGAUAUGUGAGAACUAUGGUCCUAAUUUGGACACAUGUCCGGAGGGGACAGUGUUGGGUCUGCUGGUGGACGCCAACAGCUGUCUCCACCUCUACGUCAACGGCAUGGACCAGGGUGUUGCAGCGCAGGAUAUUCCUUCGCCUUGCUACCCCUUCAUCGACCUCUACGGCCAGUGCGAACAGGUUACCAUAGUAACAAACAACGUGCCAGCUGUGGGUGGGGAGAGUGGGGAGCCCCGUUGUCAGGGCGACAUGGAGAAGGCGGACAUGGUUGACGGAAUCAAAGAGAGUGUGUGCUGGACGCCCCCUCCAGAGGUCAACCCCAACAAGACCUGUGAGUAUCAGGCACUGUGCUCACGCUUCAAAGACCUGCUCACGUUACCAGACGGCUACUUCAACGAAGACGCAAAGUACAACCUGUGCUACUGUGAGUCCUGCCACAAACUUCGGGGUGACGAGGCUUAUUACAAGAGAGGAGAGCCGCCUCGGGACUACGCCCUGCCCUUUGGGUGGUGCCGCUUCGCCCUCAGGAUCAAGCCCCACUGUGAGGUCUCCAAUGCACUGAAGAAGUGGCACAUCGCGUACCACGGCACCAGUGUAGGAGCCCUGCGACGCACGCUGGACCACAGCCAGCUGCUGCCUGGGACGUCGUCCGUCUUCUCAGUGUCCCCGGUGAAGACAGAGGGGCCUAACGGCUACGGAGAGCCAGAGGAGAACAGCGCCCCCGGCAGGGAGGUUCCCAGAGUGCGACUCUCUCCCACGAUGCGCUACUCAGGCAUGGAGAUCUUUGCCCCCAAAGUGCAAUUUUUGGACCCCCGUUCUCACCGCUGCCACCAGGCUCAGGUGGGAUUCCAGGUGUGUGUGCGUCCCGGCUCCUACAAGGUGGGACCCCAGACGCUCGGCCACAGCGAGCCCCUGGACCCUCGCUUCAGCAACUCGGAGAUCGAGUGGAUCACCAAGGAGCAGGGCGGCACGCUCCUCUACGGACUGCUCAUUCGGGUCGAGUGAAGGGAGCGACGGUGGUGGGGCAUUCGGGUGGAAGCGGGGGAGGGUCCGUGCGGCGCCCCUCGUUACUUUUAACAAACUGACAACCAAAUCCAACCCCUGCCUUGAGCGAGAGACUCCUGUGGAAUCCAGCUGUUCCAUACUGUGGAUUGUUGACAAUUCAACGUUAUUGUUUCGUUUAUUUUGUUUUUGUUUUUUUGGUUGGUUGCUCUUGGACUCUUUUAAUGGCUGGGGGCUACGGCGGUUUCAAUGAAGAACAGACACUGCCUGCACUUUAUGUUUCGGACACUCGUGGGCGAUUUUUAAACUUCUCAUCGACACGACAUGUUAUUGUUCAUUCGCUUUGUUUUUUUUCACGUUUUUUUUUUUGUCCCCGUUCUUCCCGACAUACUUUCUUCCACUCACACAAACUGCUUUUUUUUUCUUUACCUUUUUGGCACUUAUUUUAACACUUAAUCAUCUCUGGUCAGUGUUUUAUUUUGGGAGGAGCUGCCCCCUGCAUGUUCUCAGACCGUCACCUGAAAAGACUGAAACGUGGGUCAAAAAAAAAAAAACAAAACAAAAAAAAGAGUGACAAUGUUUUCAAAAAAAUUAUAUAUGUGUAUGUAUAUAUAUAUAUGUAUAUAUAUAUAUACAUAUAUAUAAAAACAAAAAAACAGAAACUUGAAUCUGAGAAUGAACCCAAGAGUGUCUUGUGAUUGUGACUUCUUUGGGAGGGUUUUAAAACUGGAGGAAGAAAAAAAUGUUUACACAUACAUGUACUGUAUGUUCCUGUCCUCUUUGUGUCUCCACAUUAGCAGUCUGGCUACUUUAUCAGAACUGUUUGCAUUUCUGUUCUGGACCAGAAUCACCUCGGACUGGUGUUGUCAGAUGGAAGCAGGCUUUAGUGUGUGGAGGAAACCCGAAGGCGCGACCUGAGAAACGGACAUUUGAAAAACCUUCCUGCACUUUUUGGGAAUUUAAAAAACAAGAAAAAAAUUGAGUAUUGUGGUAAUGAAUGAAAUAUAUGCCCAGCCUUACAGCUUGUGCGUUACACCUGAGAGGAUCCACCGUCAGAUAUUUAGAGUUAUAUUUACCUCUAGACUCGGUAGUUUUGAUACAGGAAAAAGGGGUAAAGGGGGGACGAGUACUACAUUUUGGGAUCUACACUUCUCUGCUUUUUAUGCCCAAAGUUAGAUGAGAUGGUUUUAAUCUUGUCAUGUUAGCAAACAAAAUUUCCCAAAUUGAUUUUUUUUUUUUUUUUUUUAAAGAUGGUUAAAUGGUUUCCCCACAUCACUCCAACCCUCCUGCCCUCAUCAUUUGCUCUAACUCCACUCCAUGUCUGACUCUGUUUACCCAGCAGGACCCCCAGAGCCAACAACGAGGACUUUCAGGGUCAGCAGGAGGAUGAGUGGUCUGCAUCCAGUGACCUACGCCGCUGUUUACAUGUGAAUGUUAAUAAGUAGGGCUCUUUUCUUUCAGCCAACAUCACUCAUUUACAUUUGUCAAAAUGUUUAUACAAGAGUUUUUAUUUGAUCCAGAACAUCCGCUUAAUCAUUGAUUGUAUGCUAACUGUUUUCCCAAAGCGCAUUUCUUUCUUUUGUUUUCUCAUUAUUCUCAAUCCUGUCGCCAAUUUGAUAAACCUGCUACAGAACACGAAAUCCUGACAGCUUUUCAAGGCACAGUUUUGAUGAGUCGACCUCAAAAGAACGUAAUUCAAGAAGCUCGGCUCACCUUCUCCGAGCAGCUGUGAUCUGACUGACCUAAGCUCUGCGGGGUUUGGCGAAAGAAAAACUUGGAAUCAAAAAUGUGAAAAAUAUAACGAUGUGGGUAAUUUAUGGCCCAGUGCUGCUUUGUACAAUUUAAUUUUUGUUUUGUUUUGUUUGUUUUCUGUAUGUUGCAUUGUACAGGCUGUUACAUAACAACUCAUACCUUCCUGAUUUAUAAAAAAUAAACUGACAGACAGUAUGCACAGAA
Scatophagus argus is the source of this 6890-nucleotide messenger RNA. It is a transcript of the gene neurl4, whose product is annotated as neuralized E3 ubiquitin protein ligase 4. The record is from RefSeq and is a predicted model, not a curated record. The transcript has 29 exons. NCBI's taxonomy places the organism in Eukaryota, Metazoa, Chordata, Actinopteri, Scatophagidae. Bases 81 to 4937 code for a protein of 1618 amino acids. Gene Ontology annotation, molecular function: ubiquitin protein ligase activity.